This is a messenger RNA of Panicum virgatum (switchgrass), 1364 nucleotides long. RefSeq lists its product as uncharacterized. The transcript has 2 exons. The record is from RefSeq and is a predicted model, not a curated record. Lineage: Eukaryota; Viridiplantae; Streptophyta; Magnoliopsida; Poales; Poaceae. The coding region runs from base 167 to 1336 and encodes 389 amino acids.
UAGAACGUAGUAAACAAUAAUUAACCAGCAGUCCUAUAGUAUAUAUAAAAUUAAGGAUAUGAACGAGAAGAUCUACCUUUGCAUCUCCUUCACUGAAUGGGUAGAGUAGCAUUCCUUCUUUCAGAAACAAAGAGUUGGUUUGAGAGGAGGCUGAGCUGCAUUGAGGAUGGAUGUCUCAGAUGCAGUGCAAUGGUGGGAGGAGUGGCAGCUGCGAAUCCUCGUCCUGGGAAGCCUUUUCCUGCGCUACUUCCUUUACUUCGCCGCCCCUUUGCGUAAGCAUUGUAUCCCAUCUUGGUUCAGAUUCAUAAUAUGGUUGGCCUACCUAGGCAACGAUGCUCUAGCGAUAUAUGCGCUGGCUGUCCUCUUCAACCGCCAUAAGAAGCAAGAAUGGGUUUCCGCCCACCGUGAGGAUGCUAGCUUGGAGGCGUUGUGGGCACCCAUCCUAUUGGUGCACCUAGGUGGGGUGGAUGCCAUAACAGCCUAUAACAUAGAAGACAAUGAGCUAUGGAGGCGGCAUAUCCUAACAUCAUUAUCUCAGGCCUCUGUAGCCAUAUAUGUGUUCCAGAAGUCAUGGUCAGGUGACAAGGGAUUGUUGGGAGCAGCGAUUUUGAUUUUCCUUGCGGGAUUUCUUAAGUGCUUUGAGAAACCAGUGGCCCUAAAGAGCGCUAGCAUUAGCAGCCUCAUGAACACUAUUAGCCCAGAUACCGAAGAUGAUUACGAUAUUACAGAUGAGCUAUACUAUCCGUUUGUAGACAUGGCACCCAGAAGAUUUGGGGGGCGGGAGGAGAGUCUUCCAAAAACAAGACUUGUUCGGGGGUGCAAGCAUGAUGACUUGCGAACAGCUCUCUCCUUCGCCUUCCAUCGACUCUACACCAAGGAACAAGUAUCCAGCACCACGAUGAAAUUCAUUGAUCAUAUAACAGAUUUAAAGCGCCUCCGUCGGAGGCGCGUAUUUGGUUACUUGCUGCGGCUGGUGGUGAAUCCGAUGAUAUUCACGGCCCUCGGGCUCUUCCACACGAGCCACAGAAGAAGAGCUUACAACAGCGUCGACGUCAAGGUUACAUACACUCUGCUGUCCUGCACUGCUAGUUUGGAGUACUUCGGAUGCUUUUGGCAUUGUGUUGUUAAUUGUUUAUCGUGUUAUUGGGCCUAUGUGACUCUUGUUCUUCAUGUGAGCAGUCAGCAAAGUAUAUUCUCACCAUGGCCUGAUCGUAUUGCCCAGUACAGCCUCAUAGGAUACUUGGCCAGCAAGAGGAAGCACAGGUUCCUCACCAGCAUCACCGCCAUCCUCGGCUGCGAGGACUACCUCGACCCGCUCUGGUGUAAGAAGCCGUAGAAGUCGUCCCAUCACAUUACACGGCUUG